Messenger RNA from Cyprinus carpio (common carp), 2711 nucleotides. Its product is annotated as transmembrane protein 269-like. NCBI's taxonomy places the organism in Eukaryota, Metazoa, Chordata, Actinopteri, Cypriniformes, Cyprinidae. Gene Ontology annotation, biological process: phospholipid biosynthetic process. Gene Ontology annotation, cellular component: membrane. Gene Ontology annotation, molecular function: phosphotransferase activity, for other substituted phosphate groups. The record is from RefSeq and is a predicted model, not a curated record.
UAAUAUCAUUAUAAUAUGGUGCUCAUUAAAUAUUUCUUAAUGUUAAAAAAGUUGUGCUGCUUAAUAUCUUUGAGAGAACCAUGAUACUUUGAUUUACAUGAUUUUUUUUUUUUAGGAUUCUCGGAUGAAUAGAGAGUUCAGAAUAACAGCAUUUAUUUUUUACAGUAAAAAUAUCUUAACUGUCACUUGAUCAAUUUAAUGCAUACCUGCUGCAUAAAAAAAAAAUUCUACAGAUCCCAGACAUUUCAAUGGUAGUGUGUGCUUUCACUACCUAUAAUCCAUAUUAGGCUGCUUGCUUUAAAGGCACAAUAUGUAAUUGUUCGCCGCUAGAGGGCGCAUAUUCAAAACAAACAGAGGUAGUUUGAUGACACGUGACUGAGUGCGGAAUCAUGGGAGUUGUGGUCUUUAUCCACACAGCUGAUGCAAUCGAAAAGCAGCGGAGCUUUAAUUAUGCCACAGUCGACCGCUUCCGCUCCUUCCGGUCGUGCGUAUGUGGGGGAAAAAAGCAGAGUUGUUUUAUCAUACUAGAUAAAUUUGAAAGUUCUGUUAUAAUGCUACUUCGUGCGGUCGUCGCAGGUCUAUUAAAACGCAUAACAUAUUAAAGCGUCUUAGCUGUUUCCAUGUUUUCUAUAAAACAAAACCAGAAAUCGAGGGGUUAUAACGUCAUUGGCAGGCGACACAAUGACACUAUGGACAUGGUCCGUGUCACUAGUUAAAAUUACUUGUUUCUCUGGAUUUAAACAGUCUUUGAAACAUUUGGGAUAAUGUAAGUAAACAAAUCAGCAAAAUACUUAUAACAGUGUUCUAGUGGUUUUUGGAUAUUUUAAUAAAAAAAUCUUACAUAUUGUGCCUUUAAGCAUCUUUAUUGAUCUAAGAUUGUUAUUCUCAACAAAUAUCAGAUAUGCUUUAAUAAACCUUAUAGACUUAAUAGGAAACAUUUGAAAUGAGAGGUCUAAUUGCCUCAAAGUACAAAGAACAUUAAGCACUAUGGUAAAUUCUGUAUGUUGGCAUGUGCUGUGUCUCAUUGACUGUUUUCUUUCAGAUGAAGAGUCGCUUGAAAUCAGCUGGCUUUGGAAUCACAUCAAGUACAGCCUUUUUCCAGGACGCUAACAAACUGUUCCUAAAUGAACAAGCUAAGUGGGUGCAUCUAAAGGAGUUUGCCCGUAAAAAUGCUGCCAACGCUCUUUCUGUUGCCAACAUGGUCAUGGGCAUGGCUUCAAUCCUCUGCAGUCUCAAUGGCCAAAAUCAUGCCGCGUGCUGGCUGGUUCUGAUCGGUUACCUGCUGGAUUUGGCAGAUGGUGCGGUUGCUAGGCAACUAAAUGCUUGUUCUGCACUGGGUGCAAAAUUGGAUGAUUUUGCUGAUUUUACAACAUUUGGAAUAGCAACAUCUCUUAUCUUAAGGACACCCAGUCUUUUGGAUAACAUCCUGUGCAUGUUGUAUGUGCUAUCUGUUUUUACUCGUCUCUGCUUCUUCUCUAGCGGAAUCCCAUUCAUGUAUCGUGGCCUACCAUGCAUCUACUCCUCUGCCAUCCUGGUGUGUGUUUCUCUGCUGACUGGAGGAAAUAUGGCAGUACUGAGAAUCCUAGCAGUGGCCAUGAUUCUCUUCAUGGUCAGGCAGAACUUCUACCCACAUGACAGAGUACUGGAGUCUCAGGCCUGGAAGAAGGUGGUCUACAUCGGAGGAGUUGCCAUGGUGUUUUGCUCCUCCUUCCCUCCAGCAUGCGUUUACUACUUGUUGUGGUCAGUUUCCUACAUACUGUUUCCAACAACCCUGUGGAGCAGCAAAGUGUAAAGGGGUAAAGGCCUAUGAGGCUCACACGUCAUAGAAUCCCCUUCUCCUUCCUGCAAAGGAAAAUCAAACCAAUUUAGAAACUUGGAAAACCAUUUUUAAAUCAUUUUUUAUUUUGAGGUGAUGAAGUUCAUGAAAUCAACAUGAUCUAAGGAAGCAUACGGACAUCCUGAUUGCUGCUGUUUUUUCAUCGCAAAGGAUGAGAAAUUCUCUUUACCUCUGCUUCACACGUAUUGUCAUGUUUGAAUGGCAUGUUGACAGAAAUAGUAGGUGGUCUCGGAUACAGUAUGUGUGGUGUUUGUUGCACAGUUCUGCCUAAAUGAAUCAGAUCUGAAAAGGCAAGAAGCAGAGUUGAGAUUGUCAAAUUUGCUGUGGAAUUUAUACUUGUAGAAUUACUGCUUUUUGGUUGUUUAAGUGACUGAUCAGCUCCCAUUCAUAAUCAAAAUUUCUGCUUAAUUAUUGAAAGAAAAAUUCCCAUAAGGGAAUUUUAUGCAUAUGAUCUGUGUAAUUUCAUGUAAAAACACUACAGUAUGAUUAAGAUAGUGGCUAUCAUCAUAUACUGUAGUUUAUCUAUUGAAUGGUUAAUAUGUGACUUAAAUUACUUUGUGUCCCAUAUAAUAUUAGGUGGGCCUUCAAAACAAAUGCCUCGUAACAAUAUGAAAAAUAAGAGGAUUGAUUUAAUUUUAAUAUAUGAGUUUAUCUGUACCAUUUAACCUCUGUUUUAAGGGGUUCUGCCUCCCGACUCGGUUAUCAGUAAUUGCUUGUGUUUAGCGAGUGAUCUUCCAUUGAAUUUGCUAUGUACUGUUGACAGGUUCAAUGGGAAGUUGAUACCCUGCAACAUAAUAGUAUCAAGGCAUUAUUUUGUGUUCUGUGCACCACUUGUGGUUACAUUUUAAUAAAUUUAGUGGUGUCAAGAGGAAAA